CGUUUCUCGCCUCCAAGGCCUCGUUCGUUCCCGCCCAAGCCCUCCCCUCUCUGAGCCCCUGCUGCUUCUGCUGAAAGCUGAGGCUCCAUGUUUUCUCCUCAGCGAGCGGUAGCGGCAGCCUCAGGAGGAGCAGGUGAUGCCAUGGAGAGUGGAAAGCCUGGUCCAGUGCAAGUUGUUUUGGUUCAGAAAGACCAACAUUCCUUUGAGCUAGAAGAGAAAGCCUUGGCCAGCAUCCUCUUGCAGGACCACAUUCGGGACCUUGAUGUGGUGGUGGUGUCAGUGGCUGGUGCCUUCCGAAAGGGCAAGUCCUUCUUUCUGGACUUUAUGCUUCGAUACUUAUAUUUCCAGAAAGAAGGUGGCCAUGCAAAUUGGUUAGGUGAUCCAGAAGAACCAUUAACAGGAUUUUCAUGGAGAGGGGGCUCUGACCCAGAAACCACUGGGAUUCAGAUCUGGAAUGAAGUUUUCACUGUGGAGAAGCCAGGUGGGAAGAAGGUUGCAGUUGUUCUGAUGGAUACCCAGGGGGCAUUUGACAGCCAGUCCACUGUGAAAGAUUGUGCUACCAUCUUUGCUCUAAGCACCAUGACUAGUUCUGUUCAGAUUUAUAAUUUGUCCCAGAACAUUCAGGAAGAUGACCUUCAACAGCUACAGCUCUUCACAGAAUAUGGUCGUCUGGCAAUGGAUGAAAUUUUCCAAAAACCCUUUCAGACACUGAUGUUUUUGGUUAGAGACUGGAGUUUCCCUUACGAAUACAACUAUGGACUACAGGGAGGAAUGUCAUUUUUGGAAAAGCGUCUACAGGUGAAAGAACAUCAACAUGAAGAAAUUCAGAAUGUCCGAAAUCACAUCCACUCAUGUUUCUCCAGUGUCACCUGCUUUCUUCUGCCACAUCCAGGACUCCAGGUGGCCACAAGCCCUGAGUUUGAUGGGAAAUUGAAAGAUAUUGCCAGUGAAUUCAAAGAGCAGUUACAGAUACUGAUUCCGUAUAUAUUAAACCCAGCGAAUUUAAUGGAAAAGGAGAUCAAUGGCUCAAAAGUCACCUGCCGAGGGCUCUUGGAGUAUUUUAAGGCAUAUAUUAAAAUUUACCAAGGAGAAGAUCUGCCUCACCCCAAAUCCAUGCUUCAGGCCACUGCUGAAGCCAACAAUUUAGCAGCUGCAGCCUCUGCCAAGGACAUUUACUACAACAGCAUGGAAGAGGUGUGUGGGGGAGAGAAACCUUACUUGUCUCCAGACAUUCUAGAGGAGAGGCACUGUGAAUUCAGACAACUUGCUCUUGACCAUUUUAAGAAGACCAAGAAGAUGGGUGGGAAGGAUUUUAGCCUUCGUUACCAGCAGGAGCUGGAGGAGGAAAUCAAGGAACUCUAUGAGAACUUUUGCAAGCACAAUGGUAGCAAGAACAUCUUUAGCACCUUCCGAACCCCAGCUGUGCUCUUCACGGGCAUCGUGGCUUUGUACAUAGCCUCGGGCCUCACUGGCUUUAUCGGGCUGGAGGUUGUGGCCCAGCUGUUCAACUGUAUGGUUGGACUACUGUUAAUAGCGCUUCUCACCUGGGGCUACAUCCGGUAUUCUGGUCAGUAUCGUGAGCUGGGCGGAGCUAUCGACUCUGGAGCAGCCUAUGUGUUAGAGCAGGCUACUUCUCAUCUUGGCAAUUCCACUCAGGCUGCUGUGAGGGAUGCAGUUGUUGGAAGACACCCCAUGGAUAAAAAAGCUCAGUAGCAUCUUAAGAGGAUUCAUGAAGAAGCUGACCAACUCCUACUGAUUUCUGGGUUUCUGCUGCAGCCACAGGUCCAGGUCCAGAGGAAUAUAGGUCUGGGACCAUCCAGGAAGAGCUGACACAUGGCACCCAUAAAUGAAGAGGCCUUCCCUGUGGUUCCAAAUUCUUAAACACACUUCCAUUUCUGUUGGAAGCAUUCCUUUUCCUUGCUGAUAAUAUAAAUCCAAGCCUCUGUCUGUUUUCUUAUUACUCUCUGCUUUGUGCACUUUAUGGGGGGAAAGCUAAAGGAAAAAACGGAAAUGCAGUUUUAAGUCCUUUCUGUGCCACUUAGUGCCUUUGAAAAUGGAAUCCGUGCUUCUGCAGGCUUGGUGGGGAGGGUCAGAGGACAGCCUCACAAAUGGUGCGAUUGGGGUGAAACUUGCCAGUGCUUUUAUGCCUACUCUAUUGAGAAGGAUUCCUGUUUUGAAAAGUUUACAAAACUUGCAAAAGCUUCAGAACUAAAGACUGAACAUGAUGUCAUUACACUUUUAAAAUAUUGUAAUAUUAGAGACCCCUGUCUGCCACAUAGUGUGGGAGAAUCAUACCAUGUUUAAAUCUACCAUUCAUUGAAAUUUACCUGACAGGCUGUCAGUUUUGUUCGAACUUUUUUUUUUUUUUUUUUUUUUUUUGCCUUUAUGUCUAUAGCUUCUUUCUAGAAAAGAGCGAACAUGCCUUGAAAAGCCAGAGAGGCUCAUAGCAAAAGGAAUGAGCUUGAAAAUUUCAGAAAAAAGCUAGAGUUUAAGUGAACCGUGUGACUUCUUGUAAGUCACUUGAACUUGUGCCUUGGUCAGACUCACUUUUGUGGGUUUAUGUUCCUGCAUGUAUUAUGCACUACUCACACACAAUUGCCAUUUGGGAGGUUUUGUUUUUGAGAGUUCUGUGUGAGAGCAAAACAUAAUUGCAAAUUUGAGGAAAGACAUUACCAGAUGUCACUGCCUUUAAGUGAUGUCCUAUUUCACAUGAUUUAGCAGUAAAUCAGGUCAUUAUCCAAAAUGUUUAUUUGCAUUCUCCUAUGCACUAAUGUUUUUAAUAAUGGAGCUAAAAAUGUCAAUUUUAUUUAGUGGGUCUUCCUUUAUUUAACUUUACUUGACCUGUCUGCCAGCUUUAAAAUAGCUUUGGCUUAGUAAGGACCAAAGCCCCACCCAAAUAAAGACACUAUCUAGAACUAUCUAAGAAUUCUUUUUUAUUUACCUUGAUUGUGUGAUAAAUUUUUUUUAUCUUAGUUGCCUUUUCCUUUGAUUUAUAAUGGUGAAUUAUUGUGGGUUUUAAAACUUCUAAAAAUUGCCUGCAAAUACUUAAAUAAACAUUCAGGUGUAUGAGCCUUAAUUCUGAAGAUAAUUUAAUUUUUGUGAGAGGGAGAUAGGAAGACUGAGGCAAAAUCCAAGUGAAUUGUGUAUAUACGAAGUAUGAAUGGAAGGUGGAAAAAAGUUUCUUCUAGCAUAUAAUCUAUUAAGUAAUUUUUUGACUACUUUAACACUUUAUCAUUCAAGUAUUUUUUAUAAGUCCUGAAUUCCAAGCGUUUUGUAUUUUUUCAUAUUUGCAUACCAUCUUGCUCUGAAGUUCUUGCUGUUUUAUUCACUUGCCAUUAAAUUUUAGAAAAAUUCCAGUUCUAAAACCUACUUGCAUAUCAGUGAUGCCUAGCUUUGACUGUUAAAUCCAAAGUGUAGUUUUGAAACUUUAGUGGAUUUUCAAGUGGUCUCUCAUUUUCCUGAAGGUUCAUGCUUAGUACAUAAAGGCUUUACAGAUGUUAAUUAAAAACAAAGCUACAAAGUCCCUAGAGUUCAAAUUGAAAACAUCAGUGAUGGAUGAUGUUUUGCUAGAACUAAAUUGCUGAUAUUGGGUUUAAUAAACCUACUGUUUUCAUGUUUUACUUUUUGCUUAAAAAAAGUCUUACGGAUGCUGAGAUACUUAGCUUGUAAUGCAUUUUUAUAAGAAUAUUUAUAGAUUUCAGAACAAUUGUCUAAUUUGGUCCCACUUUUAAUGGUGAGAAAAGGAUGAUGUGUCUAAAACUUAUUUUAAUACUAAAGUAUUAGAUUUUUUAAAGUAAAAAAACAUGAUAAUGUAUUAUUUAAUGAAAUCUUAGGAUUUAUUUACUCUUUAAAUUCACCAUUUCUGUUUUGAUCUUAAAGGAAUACUUUGAUUUAAUUACCCCGGGAAGCCUUCACUGUUUUUGGUCUUUAUUAACAUAUUCUGCCUCUGAAAAGUGUUUAAAAAGUUUUCUCAGUGAGGAUUCUUACGACUUUUCUUUGGCCUCUUUUCUCUCUUAACAGUGAAUGAUGAUUUUAUAUCAGCUUUUUCAGUGAAAGGUGCAUUCUCAUUGCUGGCCUACAUAGUCCUGGGGAGAUUUAUAACUCGGUUGAAAAAAAUGCCUGUUACCUCUCACCUUCCCUUGGCCUUUGCCUUGACAUUACUUAGGAGCCCAGACUCUUGUUGGCUUAGUUUGCUGCUCUGCUUCUCCUGGCCAGCGACCCCACACAGCAUUCUCUAUUUGCACAUUCCUGACAGUACGUCGAUGCACUCCUAUUAACAUGUGAAAGGAGGGUUUCACAAUUUUUAUUGAAAGAACUCAUUUCAGGAGAGGUUAAAUUUUUUUUAAUCCAAUUAGCUUAGAGUAAAAAUAAAAGAAUAAACAUUUUGAGUCUUUCACUGAGAAAUCUUUCUAGAUUUGUUUGUAGACAAAAAUGAGGGCAGAUUAUCCUGUUAUCAUGUGUGAUGAUACAUCUUCAGUCUCGUUCUUUGUUUGCAGAAUACUGAGAAGUCAUCUGUUCCAUGCAUGCUUAUAUAUUAACACCUGCUUUACACUUGGUAAAAUUGCCUGUGAAUAUUGUUUUUGCUUUACCUGCUACUCCUGUUUUAGUUUCCACAAAGUAAAAUGCUUUGGACAAAUGACCAAGAUGCCUUGUGUUGGCAGCGUGUUCCUUUAGCAGUCAUGCCCAGUGUGCCCACUGGCUUAUAGAAGUGGUGUCUCAGGUCGGGAAGUUUGGAUGAGCACACAUGUAUGUAUGAGUUAGGGAGAAUUUGAGUAAAUUGAUUUAAGUUCAGGCAAAAGCGAUAAAAAGCUUUUAUAUUUUCCAAAAUUUUUUUUUUUUUUUUGGUAAACAAUAUAACUUACAUGGAAGUCUUGUGGAACUUUUUUUUAACCCUGUAGAACUAUUGAAAUUAAUUUAGGAUGGGCCUGCAUCAUGCCGGCUUACAUUUAGAUCCAACAAAAUUUUAGUGAAGGAAAAAAGGCACAAUGAAGACAAACUUCUGUUACGAAAGUACAAUCUAUUUGUGUACGUGGUUUUUUAACAUGACAUUAAGUACCCCAUUGUAAAAGACCAUUUGCAGUUGGAUAGUUUUUUCUUACGUUAAAUCAUACUGUAGCUGUGUUUUGGGUAGUAGUUCUUAUCUACCCUGGAAUGCAUGAAAUUUACCUGGGAUUCUGCUUUUAAAAAAGUUCAAAUUACCAGCUUUAUACCAAGGGGUUGCCGCAGUGGGUCUGGGCUGUGGCCCCAGAAUCACCACUCAUACAAACAGUAUUGCUGGUGGUUCAGAAACAGCCCAAGAGAGACCGCACUGGAGGGCGGGGAAGUGCAAUUCAGGACGGCCCUGGGGAAAGUGGGCGGCUUUUGCCAGAUAAAGUCACUGAGAGUUUACAGUGCUCAGAAUAGUAAGGGUGCCUGUAACCUAGAGGAUUCUCUAAAGCUGUUUUUCAAAAUUAGGAUAUCGUAGUGCCUUCUCUGGAAAAUGAAUGUACAAGUAUCCUUUUUACUAGCAGGUGUAAUUAGGAUUAAAAAAAAAAAAAAAACUUUUGAAAGUUGUGUUUCUUUUUUAAAAAACAGAAUUCAGCGCUGUGACUUGAACCCCUAAGUCAUGCACAGAAAACGUUAAGCCAUAAAUCAGAAUAAUGAACAAAAAGGAAGAAGAGGAUCAUAGCUUUGAAAUUAACAAAAAUAAGCCACAUUAGGAACUUGCAAAACAGAUCUAGGGGAAGCAGGAUUUGAAAAAUUUUUUAUGUGCCAGACUAAAAUUCAAAAGUAGUGUUCUUGUGACCAAGGGAAGGUUGGGUUUAAUUCCUAAAGCUUUCCAAUUUAGAUGAAUAAGUGCUGUCAUGGACUAAAGCCUUAAAGGAGUUAAUGUUAAUCUUGAAUACAUACAGUUUUUCUGCUCAGAUUUCUUUAAAAGUGACUUGUUCCCCUGGCCAGAUGGCUCAGUUGGUUGGAGCAUUGUCAUGAUAUGCCAAAGUUGCAGGUUCGAUCCCUGGUCAGGGCACAUACAAGAAUCAACCAAUGAAUGCAUAUAUAAGUGGAACAACAAAUUGUUGUCUCUCUCUGUCUCUCUUCCUCUCUGUCUCUCUCUCAUCAAUAAAUUUUUAAAAAAUGACUUGUUAAAAAUACUUUGUCCUAUACCCUUUAAAAUGGCUUUAAAAUUUAAUAUACUUUUAAAAAGUGCAAUAGGAUGCGAUUAUGCUAUUAGUACAUUAAAAGCAUGUUUCCAUUUCUUAGUUAUAAGGUCAUUUAAUGGAAUAAAGA
Molecule: messenger RNA, 6264 nt
Organism: Pteronotus mesoamericanus
Lineage: Eukaryota; Metazoa; Chordata; Mammalia; Chiroptera; Mormoopidae
Gene: ATL3
Product: atlastin GTPase 3
Exons: 13
Coding region: 88-1713 (541 amino acids)
Biological process (GO): endoplasmic reticulum organization; protein homooligomerization
Molecular function (GO): GTPase activity; GTP binding
Source: RefSeq, a predicted model, not a curated record